Drosophila melanogaster (fruit fly) is the source of this 3843-nucleotide messenger RNA. It is a transcript of the gene msl-2, whose product is annotated as male-specific lethal 2. The transcript is spliced from 2 exons. The record is from RefSeq and is marked reviewed. Gene Ontology annotation, molecular function: ubiquitin protein ligase activity. Gene Ontology annotation, biological process: protein ubiquitination. NCBI's taxonomy places the organism in Eukaryota, Metazoa, Arthropoda, Insecta, Diptera, Drosophilidae. Gene Ontology annotation, cellular component: nucleus; MSL complex; chromosome. The coding region runs from base 474 to 2795 and encodes 773 amino acids.
UAGCAUGUUCGCACUGGCACACUGCGGUCACACUGGCUUCGCUCAGCAAAAUAUUGCUUGGGUAAUUUUUUUUUUUAGUUGCUAAUUUAUUGUUUUCAACGCUGUUGCACAGUGUGCAGCAUAACCAUUAACAAUGACUUGAGACCUCUCAAACGUAAACCAAUUUUUUUUUUUUUUUUGCACGUGAAACAUAGUGAUAACGAAGCCACAAAAGUGAAACCAACAAAAAGCGUUCCAGUAAAGUUACCAUUAGAUAAUGAAAUCGAGGAUUAACGCGGUCUAAGCAUGUGUAACUGAGCUCCUACGGGCGAGGAAUUGCAGGUAACUAGCCCAGGAGGCACCAGGUAGCGGAGCAGGUGGCGUGGGUCGGACCGACAAGGCACUUACUUGGCCAGCGGAGUCUCACUUUUGGGCUGAAAAACGUAAACAAACAGCGGCGUGCGUACAGUCCCGGGCAUAAAAAUAUAGCCAUCAUGGCCCAGACGGCAUACUUGAAGGUGACACGCAUCGCGAUGCGCUCCGCUUCGAAUCUUUCCAAACGGCGGGUGGAGGAGCUGAACUCCGGGCUCGGCGAGCUACGGCAGCUGCUGUCUUGCGUGGUCUGCUGCCAGCUGCUGGUGGAUCCCUACUCGCCCAAGGGCAAGCGGUGCCAGCACAACGUGUGCCGGCUGUGUCUGCGCGGUAAGAAGCAUCUGUUUCCCAGCUGCACCCAGUGCGAGGGUUGCUCCGACUUCAAGACCUACGAGGAGAACCGUAUGAUGGCCGCCCAGCUACUGUGCUACAAGACGCUGUGCGUCCACCUGCUCCACUCGGCAUUAUUUGGUGAGCUGGCCGGGAUGCGGCCCCAGGUGGCCAGGGAGCUGGUGCCUCGCAUCAAGCUGCCUCCCAAAACCACACAGGAGUUCAUUCGCGAGGGCUCAAACAUCUCCGACACUUUUGACAUCUUUCUGCCCCAGCCGGAUUUGCCGUUCCUCAAGGACAUGCCCACAUCGCUGCCCGCAGAGACGCCGCCUACGUCGGCGGUCACGACUCCGGAACUGCCCUAUGAUCACCACCUCAACAUCAGCGACAUUGAGGCGGAGGCGGCGGCCACAGCGGAGCAGGGUCACUUCUCGCCGCUUCCCCUGCUGCCCACAGGAUCUCGCAUGGGCAUGCUCUCUCACGCCGGGCAAAUAGUCAUUGCCACCGAGAGCUCGGAGUCGGGCUUCAUGGACCAAGCGUGGACGGAUCAGGUAGACCUGUCUGGCACGGUUUCGGUGUCCAAAUACACAAAUAGCGGCAACAACUUUGCUGUCUCCUACGUGAUGCCCACUUCUGCGACCACGAAGUUCGAUCCACAGGAACUGCAAAUCGGCCAGGUGGUGCAAAUGGCGGACUCCACUCAGUUGGCUGUGCUGGCUGCCGUUGAGGAGACCGUCGAGACGUCCACACAGUUGACUGUGCUCUCCACCACCGUUGAAGAGACCGUUGAAACAUCCACGCAGCUAGAAGUGCUUACCUCCGCUGAGGAACCCAACGAAAUCUCUGAUCAAUUGGCUAAUCUGCAAGUUGAGGAAUCUGAUGAGGCUCUGGUUGAAGAGACCGUUGAAGAGGCCGAAGGGACCUCAAUCCCGUCAGAGGUUGUAGCUGAGCACAUGGAGGAGGAUCAACACUUGGAUGUGCACACUUCACAGUCACCUACACAAACCGAAAUGGAGGAAGCAGUGGAGGAGCAUGUUGCCACAAAAACACAAUUGGGUCAUGUGCAAACAGAAUUGCAGGAUGCGGAGUCGUUGCAGAAAGAUUUUGAGGACGCAAAGGCAGCGGCUGAAGAGGCGAAGGAGAAGGAGAAGGACCUGCACGCAAUCAGUGCUGAGCUGCAGAAGGAGGACAGUGACGAGCCAACACUUAAGCGAAAGAGAACCCGUACUCUCAAAGCGUCACAAGCUGCCAAAAUUGAGCCUGUACCGUCUGAGGUCAAGACUAAAGUGCAAUCUGGAAAGGGCGCUCUUCGCAGGAUUCGGGGCAAGGACAAGGAGGAAAAGGUGAAGCCUCCGAAGCCGAAGUGCCGCUGCGGUAUCUCCGGCUCGAGCAAUACCCUCACCACCUGCCGGAAUUCCCGAUGUCCUUGCUACAAGAGUUACAACAGCUGUGCCGGGUGUCAUUGCGUGUGCUGCAAGAAUCCGCACAAGGAGGACUACGUUGAAAGUGAUGAGGACGAUGAUUUGGAGGAUUUCGAAAUGCCGAAGGACGUUCCAGAGCCGAUGACUCAGUCGGAGGAGCCGGUGGUAGCUGAGCCUAGGCAGGAGGAGAACAGUAUGGCGCCGCCAGACUCUUCUGCCCCCAUAAGCCUAGUGCCGCUAAAUAAUUUGCAGCAAUCCCAGCAUCCUUUGGUGCUUGUUCAGAAUGAGAAAGGCGAGUACCAGGGCUUCAAUAUCUUCCAGGGCAGCAAGCCCCUUGAUCCGGUCACCGUUGGCUUCACUAUUCGUGUCCAGCUGCAGCACACCGAUGGCUUCGGUUCCCUUCCCCAGUAUGCUUAUAUAAUGCCAACAAUUGACCCGCCGAAUCCACCAGCUCCAUCACUUUCGCCACCACCGCCUCCUGCUCCUGACAGGGAAGUCAUCGAGCCACCGGCCAAGAAAUUCAGGACCAGUCGAACACGCCGAGGAAGGGCCAACUUCUCGGCCCUCGACACGGUGGAUGAGCUUGUCAGUGGCGGAUCCAGGAGCAAUUCUGCCGCUGGCGACAGAUCAUCGGCCACUGACAAUGCCCAUUCACUGUUCGAGGAGAUCAUGUCGGGCUCGGAUGACUUGUAAGCAAGACGACUCAUCCCUAUAUGUUUGUUUUUUUAUGUGCUCAGUGAUGUCCAGGUAUCAAUCCUUUAAUAGAUAAUUUUUAUGUACGUUAUGGAUGGUCGAAUUCAGCACUGAAUUGCAUCCAUAACGUGGUAUCGUCUUUGAUCCUCUUAUCAUACCCGUUAUUCGUAGAGUAAAAGGGUAUACUAGAUGUGUUUCCGACCAUGUAAAGUAUAUAUAUUCUUGAUCAGGAUCAAUAGUCGAGUCGAUCUGGCCCUGUCCGUAUGAAUGUCUCGAUCUCAGGAACUAUAAAAGCUAGAAGGUUGAGAUUAAGCAUAUAAAUUCUAGAGACAUAGAUGCAGCGCUUGGUUGUUUACCCAUGUUGCCACGCCCACUUACCGCCCAAAACUUCCACGCCCACAAUUUUAAAUUUUUUCUCAUUUUAUUUCCCAAUAUCUCUUGGAUAUCCCAGAAAAAUGAUGAAAUUUCGCGUUCGUAUUUCCACUAGCUGAGUAACGGGUAUCUGAUAGUCGGGAAAUUCGACUUUAGCAUUCUCUCUUGUUUUUAACUUGUGGUUUCGUUAUGCUAUAUAUUCCCCCACUCAAACAACUUCCACUCAAAUCAACUCCCAAAUAUCUUUUAGGAGCAUUCUACAAUCUGAUUUUUGUAAUCAUCCAGCAAACGUUUCCAAAACUCAAUUUUUUUUUAAUACGUAUUAAGCCAAAAGUCGUAUACAUAACUAUUUAAAGCAAUUCUGCAGCUGCAGCAAAGAUAAUCUAUUUAAGAGUAAAGCAUUAGUCAAAACUAAAGAUUAUUUUCGUUCAACGAACAGCGAAUUAUAGAUUGCUUUGCCCAAAAUGUGGAUGCUGUGAGCUAAAAAAAACCUUUUUUUUUAAUAGGCUAAGACAUUUUUUUGAAUAGGCUAAGACUUUUUUUGAGCAUGAAUUUUUUUGAGCACGUGAACCUAGGAUUAAGAACAACAAUUCAAGUAAGCCAUAUAUACCCAUAUUAUAUAUGCGAACAUAUAACUAUUAAAAUAUUCAAAUAAAAAUGAGCAUUGCUACUACAG